This is a messenger RNA of Coffea arabica (coffee), 466 nucleotides long. NCBI's taxonomy places the organism in Eukaryota, Viridiplantae, Streptophyta, Magnoliopsida, Gentianales, Rubiaceae. The record is from RefSeq and is a predicted model, not a curated record.
GCACGCGAAGACGCUCUCAUUUUCCUUACCUCCCUUUCUAAAAAUAUGGCAAUUCCUCGUGGCUUUGCUUUUCUGUUUAUCUUCUCGCUGUUUCUGGUCACAACUUCAUGUUGGCAUGAUCAUUCAGGAAGGUGCAAUUCCCGGGACGUUCGGAUUUAUCAAUCCCCCUCAGGUUUCACGAGUCUUCACAUACCAAAAUUUGCAGUCCAAAUUAUCAAUGAAGGGUGGGACAUGAAUGUGGUAUUUGAUGUAAAAAUAAGUUGUGGAGAAUUUGCAUCUGCAAAUUUGGUUAAUCCGAUGAUCUUUCGACGUAUAAUUCAUGGCAGCUGCGUAGUUAAAGAUGGAAAGAAAAUUUACCCUGGUGAAGUUAUUUCCUUCGAGUAUUCCAAUAUAUUUCCCUAUCAUUUUAGUGUCCUGGAGUUAAAAUGUUAGCAAUGUGGUUUGGCAAUAAAAUCCCUGUUAUGAA